GAGAGUGUGUGUGUGUGAGAAAGAGAGAGAGAGUGUGUGUGUGUGUCUGCCGCCUCUCACACAGUUUGGCUGUGGUCGGCCCGAGCAGACAGCAGAGCUUGUCGUCUGGAGAGAGGCAAACGGAGACAGGUAGCUUAGUUCGGGCAUGAAAGAUGGAGCUCUCGGCGGCGGGGGAUCGUAUUUUCGCCGCGGAAGCCAUACUGAAACGCCGCGUUCGUAAGGGAAGAAUUGAAUACCUGGUAAAAUGGAAAGGAUGGGCAAUGAAACACAGCACUUGGGAGCCAGAGGAGAAUAUUCUGGAUGACAGGCUGAUACUGGGCUUUGAGCAAAAGGAACGGGAAAGGGAAUUGCAUGGGCCGAAGAAACGGGGACCAAAACCCAAAAACUUUGUCAUGAAGGCACGUGCUCAAAAAAGAGCAGCUCCCUCCUCUUCUGCCUCACCUCAUUUACCAUCUUCGUCCUCCUCUUCUUCAACCGUGGCGCCCUCUCCUAAACUCAACUCCCUCGCAGCCACCCACAAGCUGAAGAAGGAUAUUCACCGUUGCCACAGGAUGUCCAGGCGUCCUCUGCCCCGCUCAGACCCCAUGGCGGCUACUUUCUCCAACUCUGGUGGCUUCCCUUCCCGCAUGCAUGUCUCCCCCUUCUCUGAGACCGUCCGCAUCCUCAAUCGUAGAGUCAAACCCCGGGAGGUCAAGAGAGGUAGGAUCAUCCUCAACCUUAAGGUCAUUGACAAGCCAGGCAGGGGUGGCGCAGCCGCAGGCAGUAGGAAUAUUACACCAGGACGCCAGAACAUCCCUUCCCGCAAUCGCAUCAUCGGGAAAAAGGGAGAGGCCCCCUAUAGACCUUUCCAGCCUCCUCUGAAGAUGCUGGGGUUUCCGAUGUACGGGAAGCCGUUUGGGCUGCAGUGUGGAGGCCCUGUGCCUUUCCUCUCCCACCCAGGGUCAUGCUCCAGCACAGGGGCCAGGGACAGCCACACCACCUCCUCUCAGUACCAGUCACCUCCUUCUCCUUCCAGCUCCAGCGGCUCUGAAGGAAAAUCUCCCACUGCCUCAGCUUCACAGCCCCAGCCCGCCACUGGAACCUCACCUUCCAGCGAGGGUCCCAAGCCCAGCAAACCUCACACAGAGACCCAGAAGGGCCAGAGUGCUAAGCACUCUGCUCCUGCCUCAUCCUCAGAUGCAAACCCAGUGGUGUCAGCAUCUCCUUUCCUCCCUUCCUCGCCCUCUUCCUCCUUGGAAGAUGAGGAGGAGGAGGGUGCCCUGGACCGUUCGGUGCCCUCAGAGGGAGGCAGGAAAAAUCCUCGCCAACGCCGGGCUAAACGCCAGCUGCCCACCACUCUCCCCUUGGUUGCUCCCGGGGACCAGAGCUCUGCCGCCACCGAACCCCAAAGGGUGCCUGCUGAAGGAGACCCUGACUGGCACCCUGAAAUGGCGCCAAGCUGCAAGGAUGUGGUGGUCACUGAUGUCACCACCAACCUCGUCACUGUCACCAUAAAAGAGUUCCCCUCCCCUGCCUCCUGCCCUGCGUCCCCCUCCGCUAGCCCCGAAAAUGCCUCUUCCCCUCCCCCCGCCACCACCUCCGAUGACCCCUCCCUUGUCAAGCCAACAGCGCGGUGCCAUCAGUAUUGCACACAGAGGGCGGAAAGAGGAAAACAGCAGCGCCUCAGGAAAACAGCUUCUCUGCUCAGAAUGAAGUUCGUGGUGGUGCUUGUGGGAGCGGGCAGCCUGGCCUUCCUCGGUGCGGUCAUCUGCAUCAUCGCCAGUGUUUAUCCCCGGAAACGCGCCGCGCCUCUCAGCGACAACGGCACCCUGACAGAGGAGACGCUGCUCCAACCCCUGGAGCACGGAUCGGUGGCCCACGCCGGGCCGCUGGGCGCUCUCCACGGCGCCGAGUCCUACGAUGGAGGAAACGGGCUCGGUGGAGGCAUCGGACUGGAAGUUCCCACUCUGAACGAGCUCAACCUCGGGGAGGAGACAGGAGGGGGGUCCGCGAAACAGUUCAGUUUCAGUAGGUUGAUCUGCACACCUGUACCGGUCGGAGAGUGCAAGACUAAAGAUCUAAGGCAACGACGGGAGCAGCAGCAACAGCAGCAGCAGCAGCAGCAGGCGGAUGACCCCCUAUACGGAACCGGCGACGAGGACUGGACUUAUCUCCGGACCACCGCGGAGGAGCUCCGGCAGAUGGUCCUGCAGCAGAACGACCAGAUCCUUAUGGACCAGAGGACCAUCCGGGAGCUGACGGGGAAGCUGAGCGAGUGUGAGAGCGGCCUGGAGGACGAGAGGAGCGUCCCGGAGCGGAGCAUCGGCGUCUGGAGCGGCAACCGCCGCGUUAUGGCCGGGGAUGAUGUGAGCUCUUCGCAGCUGCAGACGGCGAGGGCUGUGGAGGAACUGGCCAGGGCCAUCAUGGACCUGAAGGACCGCAUUGAGAAACUCGAGGCGGAGAUAGGUCCUGCUGCUUUGAACCUUACUGACACAUCCGUGGGUACAAGCAGCAGCAGCAGCAACAGUGGCAGCCCGUCAUCCAAGGGUUCCCCCGGGCGUGGAAAGGGCACCUGGAGGGUGGAGGACCUGGAGGGGGAGCUGGAGAGGAAGAUAAAGAUGCUGGAAAAGGAGCGUCAGGCCAUGAGAAAAGAGACUCAGGGCCAACACGAGAAGAUCAAUCAGGGAAUCGACACCGUCAGCCACCGCGUCACUGAGCUAGAACACACGCUGACAGAACCAUCGUUCCCCGAUGGCUUCGUCCUCUCCUUCCCCAUGCGGACUAACUACAUGUACGGCCUGGUGAGAAAAGAGAUAACUGAGAUGUAUGCCUUCACUGCUUGUGUGUGGUUGAAGGCCAAAGAAGGGGGCAUCGGCACCCCCUUCUCCUACUCAGUGCCUGGGCAGCCUAACGAGCUGGUGCUGCUACAGGGAGUCCACAACCCUGUGGAGCUGCUCAUCAAUGACAAGGUGGCGCAGCUGCCUCUGUCCUUACCGCAGGACGAGUGGCAGCACAUCUGUGUCAGCUGGACCCUGAGGGAUGGAGUGUGGAAGGCCUACCAGGGGGGGAAGAUGAAGGGGAGGGGAGAGGGACUGGCUGCCUGGCAUCCCAUCAAACCAGGAGGGGUCCUCAUACUAGGACAGGAACAGGAUACCCUGGGCGGGCGAUUUGAUGCCUCACAGGCCCUGGUCGGGGAGCUGUCCCAGUUCAACCUGUGGGAUCGGGUGCUGAAGCCUGCAGAGGUGGCCGCCCUGGCCGAGUGCAGCUCCUCGGCACUUGGCAACAUCGCCCCCUGGACCGACCACGAUGUAGAUGUCUAUGGUGGUGCAACCAAGGAGUCCCUUGACCCCUGCCACGCCGCCCAGAGAUCCAAUCCCUCCAACCCCAAACAGUGA
Molecule: messenger RNA, 3374 nt
Organism: Toxotes jaculatrix (banded archerfish)
Lineage: Eukaryota; Metazoa; Chordata; Actinopteri; Toxotidae
Exons: 13
Coding region: 153-3374 (1073 amino acids)
Source: RefSeq, a predicted model, not a curated record